Molecule: messenger RNA, 2469 nt
Organism: Anastrepha ludens (Mexican fruit fly)
Lineage: Eukaryota; Metazoa; Arthropoda; Insecta; Diptera; Tephritidae
Gene: Lapsyn
Product: protein slit
Exons: 9
Coding region: 645-1700 (351 amino acids)
Molecular function (GO): protein binding
Source: RefSeq, a predicted model, not a curated record
UCGGGGUGUUUCACUGUAUGGCAACGAUUCUCGCUGUACGUGAGCGUUCUGUUUGCCUGGGGCAAAUGCGAUGCGACGAUCAUGUUUUAAUUUAAUGUUACGUUUGGUACGGUACUUAUCGGACUGAUUAGAACGCGUGCAUCAAAGGAAAUUCGAAUUAAUAGUAAAACUACAUACGAAUACACCGACGCAAAAUUCAAAUAAAAGUGAAAAUUGUGGGGGUAAUUUGUGAAAGAAAGGAAAAUGAAAUAUAAUUAAUUUAGAUAGCAGAACGUGAAGCAAAAUUUCCGAUAGGAAAGUAAAUGAAAAGAAUCCUUAAAAAGUGAGAUCCGUUGUGCAGAAAAGGGUAAUGGUUUAUAAAAAAAUAUAUGUACUGUGUAUCGAAAGUAAAAAAUGGUAUUUUUAUACACAUUUGUGAUAAGUUUCAUAUAUUAUGCUCCUAUAAAAUUACUUUGUAAAUCGGUUUGAUAAGUCGAAGUGUCAAAGUUUAUACUUUUGAAUGCUACGUGUCGUGAUAACGAUGUCACAUUUUGGAACUAAAAAUAUACGAAAAUUCUCGAAAAUUACGAAUAAUAUUUUUUAAGAGCACUUACUCCUCGACUGGGUAAAAGAAAUUUCUUUGGCAUUCCAGUUUGGAACUGUUUAUGGACUUGCGUGCGGUUGCAUCGGUGUUGUUGGCUCUACUCACAAUCAAUGCCAAGAUGAUGAUGCCAUUCGGUUAUGCUGGUGUCAUGCAGGACGACCGCAAAUGUCAAUAUUUAAGACCAUCGCGCAUGCUCAAAAUUCGUUGCUUCGAUAUGAAUCUGAAGGAAGUGCCACAGUACCUGAAAUCAUCGGUGGAGAUUUUGGAUCUCGCAUUCAAUCGCAUUAAAAAACUCAAACAAAAUUCAUUCGAACGUUAUACAAGCAUUAAAAUACUGGUGCUGUACGAGAAUAAGAUACAAUCGGUAGAGGAAGGCACAUUUUCGCCCCUAACAUCACUGGAGGAGAUCGAUCUGUCCAACAACGCGCUCGUCACAAUACCGUUGGAAAUUUUUCAACUACCCUCGCUGCGUAAUCUAUAUGUUGAUAGUAAUGAGCUUUUCAAUCUGGAACGCGAUCUGCAGGGUCUCGAGACACCAAUACGUUCGCCAUUAGAAUAUUUAAACGUAGCCGAUUGCGGUUUAAAAAACUUUCCCAAUUUGGGAGUACUGCCAAAACUUUGGCAAAUAAAUGCCUCAUCAAAUCCCUUGACUGAUCUCACAGUGGACACACUAGCCAAUAUGUGUAAUUUACGUACUAUGGAUCUAACGAAAACGGAAAUAAGCGAAUGUGCCUGCCAACAAGUAAAUCGAUAUUUGCGGUAUGUCGGUGCCAGUGCCAAAUUUGUGCCAAUCUGUUUGGAUAACCUCGACAACACUAUUUGCCCAGAUCCAUAUAACUUAACAAUAGGUUCAGAGACAUAUCAAAGCUGCAAAUCGGAAGCUGAACUGGCCAAAUUAAUGAGUUGGCGGUGGCUGUUAAUUGCGGCGGUAGCGGCAUUGGCAGUGCUCGUAUUUACAUGGUUUUGCUGUCGGCGACGUUCGAAGAAGAAGAAAAAGGCGAAAAUCAAGUCUAAAGCUAAGAGUGUACCACCAAAGCAACAGCCACUUGUGUCGCCCACACUUGCGCUGAAGAGCCACAACGAUCGUACGAUGCUGCAGGACUGUGAUUGUGCGUAAUUCAUGGUUACUAUUAUUUUCUAGUUUUAGGUGUAAAAAUUCUAAAAACAGUCACAAAUAUUAUAGCAAUUAAUUAAUUUACAACAGAAACUACUCUUACUACAUAUGGAACUAUAUGAAACUACUAUAAAUAAUUGCUUCAUUGGUUAGGAGAAAAGAAUUUUUGUUUUUAUUUUCGAAUAAAUUGUAAAUUGCCAUACAGCAAAACUGUUGCCAAAAAAUAUGAACUUAGAUAUCGAAUUACAACGAGUCGAAGGUCAAGAUGACAGGUCGAAACCAAAACGAAUGUAUAUGUAUAUUUACAUAUAUAGAAAACGGAUGAACGAGAAGUAUUAAAACCCAUGGCUUUAGCUUAGUGUAAAAUUUUGCAAUAAAAUAUCGUAAAAUAGAAUUUUGUGUGCAAAGUGCUGCAAUCAACAUUAGUUUAAUAUAUAUAUGUACAUAUGUAUGUAGGAAAUUAUGAAUAUCUGUAUAUAUUCGUUUGUUGCUGAAAUAUGUGUACCGAAACUGGAAUUAUACGAUGCUAAUCGAAAAGGUGCCUUCAAUUGCAUUUUUGCAUUUACAUAAAAAUAUAUUUAAAUUUAUUUCAUACAUUUACUUUUUGAUAAAGUAAUAGGUUUAAACUAAUUCCUAGUUAGCUAAGUCUGUGCAAAAAUUAUUUAUAAAUUAAAAUGGUAAUUUUUAAGUUAAGCAAAUCAAUAGUUUAUAUUUUACGAGUUUAAGAAAUCACGUGCUCUUAUUGUUUUUGUAAUAAAUGUGAAAUGCCUUG